Molecule: messenger RNA, 1127 nt
Organism: Oncorhynchus masou masou (cherry salmon)
Lineage: Eukaryota; Metazoa; Chordata; Actinopteri; Salmoniformes; Salmonidae
Product: tetratricopeptide repeat protein 17-like
Exons: 7
Biological process (GO): actin filament polymerization
Cellular component (GO): actin cytoskeleton; cytoplasm
Molecular function (GO): protein binding
Source: RefSeq, a predicted model, not a curated record
AUGCUGGGGAGUAUAACCACUCAGUGCUGUGCUAUGAGCAGGCUCUCCAGGCCCAGCUGGGUUUUGAGCAGGCCCUGAGGAGGAAGCACGCUGUCCUCUGUCAGCAGAAACUGGAGCAGCGCCUGGAGGCCCAACACAGGUCUCUGCAGCGCACGCUGAACGAGCUGAAGGAAUACCAGAAACAGCAUGACCACUACCUGCGUCAGCAGGAGGCCCUGGACAAAUACAAGCUACUGCAGGAAGAGCAGAUCCUCCGCAACAUCAUCCACGAGACCCAGAUGGCCAAGGAGGCACAGCUGGGCAACCACCAGAUGUGUCGUCUGGGCCAACAACAGAGCAGCCUGUUCUGCCCCUUGGACCUGCCGGUGCGUUAUCACCGUGGAGACCUGUUUGAGCACGUCCACCACAUCCAGUUUGGAGAGGAGGUCUCUGUGGCGGGCAGCGUUGCUCUGGUGUCGGAGCCAAGCACCAACCAGACCACCAGCUCACACUUCCACCCCUCUGUGUCCGGAGACCCUGAGCCUGCAGCCCUCUGGGGCCACCAGGCCUCCCCCACCGAAGACAUUCAGAGGCUGCUGUGGCCUCGGAGGGCAGACUGUGCUGAUGAGUUUCCUGUCAUCCCCCCCGCCCACCUGCUACCCACCUUCUACCUCCCACCUGAGACACAGGGCCCCAGCCUCCAGACGGUGCUGUACGGUACCGGACCCCCUCCCUCCUCCCUGGCUUCUCCAGACUGUGGCCCUGUGCUCCAGCCCCCUCCAGCUGACCUGCCUGCUUCUGUGGGCUGGACCUUGGAGGACAAGGAGCUGCCAGACCCCCACGCCACCCAGGUACUGCUGUCUCGCAGCAGAGGCUGGAGUUUGGAGCAGGCUGGUGCCAGUAUAGCCCGAGCCAUGAAGAAGGAUAGCGCCCCUGGCUGGUUGCUCCAGAACGAGGCGGCGUUGUUCUGGCGGGCGAAGAGUAACGGUACCAGCUCGCUGCAGUGUCUGCGCCACUCCCUGGCCUCGGCUCCGCCCACCCAGCGCCACCUGCCCCUCGUCAACGCUGCCAAUCUGCUUCUGCGCCACGGCCUCAGUGCGCACGCACACACUCUGCUGGAGGACGCCCUGGCACUCAACGCCUCUGAG